GAACUGGGGAUGUAGCUCAGUGUGAAGUCCCUGAUUCAAUCCUUAGACCAAGUAAAAGGCCAGAGUUGCUGCUGGGGUAGAGGGAGACAAACCCAGGAAUUGACUGACCCGCAGUGGUUUGCUUUGCUCUCCAGGGGGCUGCUGUGGUUCUGACUAUAAACAGUACGUGUUUGGCGGCUGGGCCUGGGCCUGGUGGUGUAUCUCCGACACUCAGAGGAUUUCCCUAGAGAUUAUGACGUUGCAGCCCCGCUGCGAGGACGUAGAGACGGCCGAGGGGGUAGCUUUAACUGUGACGGGUGUCGCCCAGGUGAAGAUCAUGACAGAGAAGGAGCUCCUGGCCGUGGCCUGCGAGCAGUUCUUAGGCAAGAACGUGCAGGACAUCAAGAAUGUCGUCCUGCAGACCCUGGAAGGGCAUCUGCGUUCCAUCCUUGGGACCCUGACAGUGGAGCAGAUUUAUCAGGACCGGGACCAGUUUGCCAAACUGGUGCGAGAAGUGGCAGCCCCUGAUGUUGGCCGCAUGGGCAUCGAGAUCCUCAGUUUCACCAUCAAGGAUGUGUAUGACAAAGUGGACUACCUGAGCUCCCUGGGCAAGACACAGACUGCCGUGGUGCAGAGAGAUGCUGACAUCGGUGUGGCUGAAGCCGAGCGAGAUGCAGGCAUCCGGGAAGCUGAGUGCAAGAAAGAGAUGCUGGAUGUGAAGUUUAUGGCAGACACCAAGAUUGCUGACUCCAAGCGGGCCUUUGAGCUACAGAAGUCAGCCUUCAGUGAAGAAGUCAAUGUCAAGACAGCUGAGGCCCAGUUGGCCUAUGAGCUGCAAGGGGCCCGUGAGCAGCAGAAGAUACGGCAAGAAGAGAUUGAGAUUGAGGUUGUGCAGCGCAAGAAGCAGAUUGCAGUGGAGGCGCAGGAGAUUCUGCGCACAGACAAGGAGCUCAUCGCCACGGUGCGCCGCCCUGCCGAGGCUGAGGCCCACCGCAUCCAGCAGAUCGCAGAGGGUGAAAAGGUGAAGCAAGUCCUCUUGGCACAAGCAGAGGCUGAGAAAAUACGCAAAAUUGGAGAGGCUGAGGCAGCAGUCAUCGAGGCAAUGGGCAAGGCAGAGGCUGAGCGGAUGAAGCUGAAGGCUGAGGCCUACCAAAAAUACGGAGAUGCAGCUAAGAUGGCCUUGGUGCUGGAGGCCCUGCCCCAGAUUGCUGCCAAAAUCGCUGCCCCACUCACCAAAGUUGAUGAAAUUGUGGUCCUCAGUGGAGACAACAGCAAAGUGACAUCAGAAGUGAAUCGAUUGCUGGCAGAACUGCCUGCCUCCGUGCAUGCCCUCACGGGUGUGGACCUCUCAAAGAUACCCCUGAUCAAGAAUGUCACCAGUGCCCAGGUGUGAGGCUCCGCAGGCCUACACCCUUCAGCAGCCGCCUGCCCUUCCCUCCGUCUUAACACCACAA
This is a messenger RNA of Fukomys damarensis (Damara mole-rat), 1433 nucleotides long. It is a transcript of the gene Flot2, whose product is annotated as flotillin 2. Gene Ontology annotation, cellular component: plasma membrane. Gene Ontology annotation, biological process: protein localization to plasma membrane; regulation of myoblast differentiation. The record is from RefSeq and is a predicted model, not a curated record. The coding region runs from base 233 to 1372 and encodes 379 amino acids. The transcript is spliced from 10 exons. Lineage: Eukaryota; Metazoa; Chordata; Mammalia; Rodentia; Bathyergidae.